UAUUCUUCGUUUACAUUAAUUUAAAUUAUAUUUUUUGAUAUUUGUGAAUUAAAAUAGCAUCUGUUUUGUAACAUUUUUAACUUUUAGUGUUUUGGUGCUCAUAGUCUAUUCAAAUUAUCGGUGGAAAUAUUACUUCUGUCUUCGCCGAACACCCGGAUGAAGUCGCCUACAAGUUAACAACAUAUCAUGUGAAAUAAUUCGCCGAAAUGGAGGAAGAGACUUCAUCCCCGGCCCCGGCCUGCGACCCGCCCCCCGCGGACGUCGCGAACGCCGCGGCCGAGCCCUGCGAUAAAGAACCGGCCGAGCCCUGCGAUAAAGCACCGGCCGAAACAAACGUGGAGCGGGAUGCUCCCGCUGACGAGAGCGGCGUCGGUAACGAUAUUCCGGAAAAUAAGAGCGACGAGCACGACAAGGAGUUCGCGGAGAGCGCGUCGUGCGAGGCGAUGGACGAUGCGCGCUCGCUGGACCUGGACAGCCUGCCCGUCGGCGACGAGCUGGCGCUGGCAGCCGGCAGCGACAGCGGCGUGGAGGGCUGCGGCCGUGCGCUCAGCAGCGGCGGCGGCUCGCGCUCCUGCGCCUCCAGCGUCGUGUCCUGCGGCUCCGGCUGCGGCUCCGAGAGCUCCUCGCUGGCCGGCGCGCCGCCCCGCCCGCGCCGCCGCGUCAACGUCGCCGUCGAGCCCAAGCGCGCCUCCCCCGUGGGCCCCCGCCCGGCCACCGCGCCGCGCGGCCCCAACCUCGCCACGCGCGAGCGCGCCCGCAGCCGCGAGAAGCCCACGCCCCCUGAGAAGCCGCGCCCCCUCACACCCAAGCCGCGCAUAAGGCCGACGACGGACCUGCCGAACCUCGUUCGCGAGAGCCCGGCGCUGCGGGCCAAGCCCACGAAGACUUCCGCGGCUCGAUGCCGGACGCCGAACUCGCCGGUAGACGACAAAAAGUGGCCGGCGAGCGGGCAGCGGCUGGCGGCGGUCGCGGACACGUCGGCGACGCGCGUGGCCGCCGACAAGUACGGCACGCUGCCGCGGCGGCGGCGCGACGCGGACGAGGGCUCGCCCCGGCACGAGGCGACGCCGCCGCCGCCGCGCCGCCCCACCUUGGCGCGGUCCGUGUCGUCGCGCGGCAAGACGCGCGUGCGGAUAUACGCGGAGAAGGUGUCGCAGACCGUGCUGCUGGGGACCGACGUCGAGUCCGCCCUCGCGGGUGUUGUGCCAAAUAUCGAGAGUCGCGUGGAGGUGUCGCGAUGCGAGCGCGGCGUGCAGGCGACGUCGCGCGACAGUGAGCUGGCGCGGCUGACGGCGGCGGCGGCGGCAGCGACGGCGAGCGCGGCGGAGGAGCGGGAGCGGCGCGCGCACGCCGAGGCCCAGCUCGCCGCGGAGCGCGCCGCGCGACUCGCCGCCAUCGCUGAGUUGGAGAGAAACUCGCAGAGGCUACUGGAACUCGCUGGUGCUGGCGCGGGCGCGAACGCGGACGGUUGCCUGCGCGCGCUGGAGGAGCAACUGCGGUCGGCGAGCGACCUGGCCGCGAGACAGCGACAAGAGAUCGACGCGUUGCGCGAUAACUGCGACAAGCUGCAUGCGGAGGCGUGUCAUGGGCGCGAGCAGGCGCGGUCGCUGGCGGCGCGGCUGGCGGAGGCGGAGCGCGAGGCGGCGGAGAUGCACGACUUCUUGGCGGCGGAGACCGGCGCACUAGGCGAUUCCCUGCGCGACGCCGACGCCGAGAUCGCGCGACUGAGCGCUGACCUCGACCGCAGACGCGGCGAAUGCCGUCAGCUAGUGCGCAUGUGCGAGCAGCGGCGGCAGGAGGCGCUGGCGGCGGCGGCGGCGGCGCGCGCGGCGGCGGGCGCGGAGGCGGGAGCGGGCGCGGCGCUCGACGCCCUCGCCCGUCGCUUGCGCCGCCUGACGGACGCCGUGCGCGCCGCGUACGCGCUGCCCCCGCACGCUACACAGCCGACAGUGUACCAUAAUGACGCAUACAGCCGCAGCGACAGUGGCGAGACUCUGUCGCCGGACGACGAGUCGCGCGGAGGUCUUCUGGGAGCCAUAGCGCGGGCGCUCAAAGCCGCGGCGGCCGAGGGGCCCGUACUGAGUCCGGGAACCACACCCAACACGCCAGGAACCGUGCCGCAUACGCCGGGAACUGCGCAUACGCCGGGAACCGCGCCGCUGCUGAUCCCGCAAGUGCCGGGUACCGCGCACGCGUCGGGAACCGCGCCGCACACGCCGGGAACCACGCCCGGGACGCUGCCGCACGACGACGACCGCUCGCGGGCGUCCGACGACAACGACAACUCCGCCGACCUCCUCGACUCGGAGACGGAGCCGUGCUUCGUCAAUGAUCCCGAGUACGCGGAGGAGUGGUGGUCCGGCGCGGAGGGCGCGGGCGCGUGGAGCGGCGACGAGCUGUCGCCCGAACGCGAGUCCUGUCCCGACCACGAUAGAGAUGCGGAGUCAGCAUCGGUAUCGGAGCGGUCGUUGCGGUCACUAUCCGCAGCGAUUGCGGCGCGUCAACGCUCGGAGGCGGCGGAGCGCGGCGUGCGGGCGGAGUCCGAGCGAGGGGCGUUGAGAGAACGAGUGUUAAUACUGGACACGCGCUUAGCUGAGCUGCUGCGGGCGUUGGCGGCGGCAGCACGGGCACCCGCGGCGCAGGCGCUCGCUCAGGCACUCAGGGACAAGAUCGACGUGACGGAAAAGAACGUGGCGGACGUGGUGGUGAAGAAGCUCGCGGAGCUGGAGGCCAGUCGCGCCAUGCUCGACCACUACCGACAGUCCGUCGAGGCUCUCAAAAGUCAGGCCAUACAGCCAUGUGAUGAAGAUGAUGCAGCCAUAAUGGAGGAGUUGGAGUCGUGCGAGGAGGAGGAGCGGCGGCGGCGCUGCGAGGCGCUGCGGGCGGCACUGCGGGCCCUGCCGCCCCGCCUCACGCCCCUCCGCGCCGCCCUCACCCGCCUGUCCGCGCUCGCGCCCGCCCCCCCGCCCGCCGCCGCGCCCGCCUCUGCCUGCACAUAA
Molecule: messenger RNA, 2999 nt
Organism: Aricia agestis (brown argus)
Lineage: Eukaryota; Metazoa; Arthropoda; Insecta; Lepidoptera; Lycaenidae
Gene: corn
Exons: 13
Coding region: 207-2999 (930 amino acids)
Source: RefSeq, a predicted model, not a curated record